This is a messenger RNA of Suillus clintonianus, 3590 nucleotides long. RefSeq names its product CHAT domain-containing protein. Lineage: Eukaryota; Fungi; Basidiomycota; Agaricomycetes; Boletales; Suillaceae. Bases 172 to 3312 code for a protein of 1046 amino acids. The record is from RefSeq and is a predicted model, not a curated record. The transcript has 3 exons. Gene Ontology annotation, molecular function: protein binding.
CAGCCGUCAGAGUCUUGUCAUCCGAUAAAUCUGUAGCAUGGGGAGAUUCCGUGACCCUGUAAAGUCCCUCAAAACUUUCGGACACGAUUCGAGUACUCAUCCUCGCUUUAUAGAACACAUGCAUCACCUUCAUUAUCAGUGGAGAUCAGAGCGUCCUUUGAGCUUGAUCGAAUGCUGGGCAAUGGUGAAAUCAUCGGAAAACUUCAAACAUCGUGGGAUGAGUUACUCGAUCAUGGAGAUGAGCCAUUCGAAUUGUCCUUCCCACCCGUUGGCGGUGUCAAUCCUUUGCUCACGCUGAAGGCCAUUGUUGUACACGCUUGCGAUAAUCAGGAUGGCGCACUAUUUUACUCCCUCGUAGACUUCGAGAUUGCUCGAGAGACAGAUGCGGGCCACGCACGAUAUGCCGAAUACAUGACCACCAAGGCAGUCUCUCACCUGAACGAUGCUUUACAGCAUUUUCAGUCGGUUCUGGGCCGCUGUUCAGUCGACCAUCCUGACCACGCUGCAGCUCUCACCAACCUCGCGUGUGCCCGCCUUCAAGGCUACAUUCAAGACGAUCUGCAAGACAUUGAUACCACCACUUCCCUCUUCCGCGAUGCCCUGGCAUUGCGUCCGCAGGUCCAUCCCAACCACACAUUAUCUCUCUAUAAUCUCAUUACAGCAUUGAACUGGCGCCACAGCAAGGAGCGCACCGCCGUGUUCAUUCACGAAUCCCUGCAGCUGUGCUGCAAGCUACUGCCCCUCUGUCCAGAGGGCACCUACCUUCGUAGCAUCGGCGUAGACAGUGCAGUGAAUUGUAUGAUUGGCGAAUGCAACAAUCUUCCGAUCGAUGCAUCUAACGAAGGCAUCCACCUUCGACGAGUCGUGCUCGAGCUCUGCCCUCUGGCCCACAACUACCGUCCCAAAGCCCUCGACAAGCUUGCACACGCACUCUCAACACGAUUCACACAACAGGGCGGCAUUGAUGAUAUAGAUGAGUGCAUACAACUUGGUCGUGAAGCCGUUUCUCUGUGCCCCGAAGGGCAUUCUUACCGUGGUACCUACCUGAAUAACUUGGCCUCCUCACUCCAAUCCCGCUUUGAACACCAAGGCAAAUCUCACGACCUCGACGAGGUCAUCUCCAUGCACGAAGAAGCGCUGCGCAUGAGGCCUGUUGGGCACAGAAUGCGUGAUUUCUCAUUGGACAACCUAGGGGUCGCCCUCUACACCCGUUUCAACAAACACAGUGACGUUGAUGACAUCAAUCGAGCUGUCAGCCUCUAUCGCGAGGCACUGACGUUGCACCCACCUGGGCAUCCACGUCGUGACACCACGCUUCACAACAUUGCCGUCGCGCUCAAAGAGAGAUAUGACAAAUUGCAUGUCAUCGAGGAUCUCAACGAGGCCAUUGAUCUGUAUCGCGAAUCUCUUCGGUUAACGCAGCUUGAUAAUCCAGUGCGCCAUAGAAAUCUUUACAAUUUGAGCUCGGCGCUCUGCUCUCGUUUCACGCGAACUCCAAAGGAUGUCGAUGUCGAGGAGGCUAUUCGACUCUGCCAAGAGUCGUUGGUGGUUUUGCCACAACUCCACCCAGACAGAUUUUUCAGCUACGCUUGGUUGCAGCAAGCUUAUGAGUCUCGUUACCAGAUGCGGCACAACUCUGCUGAUUUGUCGCUCGCAGUGGAGAACUACAGACUCGCGUCACGACACCCUACUCAAGGAUUCCCACAACGCAUUAUUCAGGCAUAUGAUUGGACUAUCAAAGCGGAGCAGCAUGGUGAUGGAUCCGCACUGGAGGCUUACUCAACAUUUUUCGAGCUUCUCGAUGCUCAUUUGGUAACACGAUCAUCAACCACCUCGCGCCGCGAAGCUGCCGCUGCCUUCCACUGUGCCAGAUCACUACCUGUAGAUGCAGCAUCGUGUGCCAUCCGCAGUGACAAUCUCCGACGUGCAGUCGAACUUGCGGAGCAGGGCCGUGGCCAACAGUGGUCAUUGGCCUCCCGACUCAAGACUCCAGUUGAAGACCUCGAAUCGGGACAUCCACAUCUGGCCCGCAAAUUUUUGGACCUGAGCAAGCGCGUUUCCAACGCCGCUCAGGGUUCUGCAGUCAUCACUGACAGAGCCGCUGCUGAUCAAGCAGCAACAGAGUAUAGGAGACUUACUGCGCAAUGGGAUGCUGCUGUAGCUGAAAUCCGUAAUCUCCGAGCUUUCUCGCGGUUCCUACUUCCACCUUCGUACGAAGACUUGCAAGUUGCAGCUCGCAAUGGCCCAGUCAUCAUCCUCGUUGCCAGCCAAUACUCGUGCAGCGCCAUCAUUGUCCCAACGUCAGGAGAGCCCCAUAAUGUUGCCUUGCCAUCUAUCACUCUCAAAGAUCUCGAGGAUCUCAAGGAUCGGUUCGCUAGGGCAAUACCGCAAGCAUCAAAGAUGGGCCUAAAGCAGCCACGCAAUGAUCUGAUUGUCCUCUUACGGGCGGUGUGGGACAAUAUCAUGCUACCCGUCGUCAAUGUACUCGAGCAUGUCCUCGAAUUAAAGCGCCAGUCUCGAAUCUGGCUGUGUCCAACUGCGGCCUUCACAUCCAUUCCUCUUCAUGCAGCUCACCCGUUUCGAACGAAGGCAGAUCGCUCUGGGAAGGAGUCGUGCCUGGAGGAUCUUUACAUCUGUUCUUACACGCCAACACUUUCGGCGCUGAUCAGAUCUAGGCAGAUGAUGAAGAAACGUCGUGUGCCUCCAUCAUUUGUGGCGAUCGGACAGGGUCAACCGCGUGCAGGCGAAGGCAAGGCACUCUUAGCUGUCGACAGUGAGAUCGAGCUUGUCAGUAAGCUCGUCCCUGUGACAGCCAACCGUUCCACUCUUUCUGGCGACGCGGCCACACGAGCAGGCGCCCUUGAAGCCCUGGAACAGAACACCUGGGUGCAUCUUGCUUGUCACGGCAAGCAGGACCAUGACCAGCCUUACGAUUCCCAUUUCGUCAUGAAAGACGCACCUCUCACGCUGCUCGACAUCAUGGACAAAGACAUUCCGCAUGCUGAAUUCGCAUUCUUAUCAGCAUGUCAUACCGCCGUCGGUGAUAAGGAGACGCCCGACGAAGUCAUCCAUCUCGCAGCGGGACUCCAGUUUUCAGGGUUCAAAAGCGUCGUUGGCACACUAUGGGAGGUCGAUGACGCUGUCGCAAAUCACGUUGUCAAAGCUUUUUAUGAGAAUAUGGUCAAGAAGUUGGGGGAUGGGGAGUUCAUGGACUGUACGAAGGCGGCUUGGGCACUGAACCGUGCUACCAACUCCGUGAAGUCGGAAGUACCGCUCGAGCAGAGGAUGGUUUUCAUUCAUAUCGGUGUGUAGUUCCUGCUGUAUUACUUUACUUUCAUCCUGUACGGUUUCACGGGUUCUUUAAAUUGCAUUCUUUUUGUCUACGUUGUACCCCAAGUUGUAGGAAUCACUGAACUACCCUGUUACAUCCAUCACGUACUCUUGUGCUGUCUUGUUUUCGCAUUCGCUUUUGCAUUGUUGUUUUCCGCCUACAGUCUUCAGCAAAGUCAUUUGUUACUCGAUGAUAUUGUGUGCAACGUCGUCUCCUGGUACUACUACUACCUCAUCAAUUCAUGCUCUGACGGCACCUC